Messenger RNA from Coregonus sp. 'balchen', 15349 nucleotides. The record is from the annotation of a GenBank genome assembly. NCBI's taxonomy places the organism in Eukaryota, Metazoa, Chordata, Actinopteri, Salmoniformes, Salmonidae.
UAAACAUUGGCAUCUGACAGUGCAGCAGUGAGCUGCUGUGUCUACGUCCAAAGCGUUGUUUCAGAGAACAAUUAAUAUUUACUUAAAGUAGCCAACUGUAUCAGACUGUUUCGAAUGGAGACCAGACAACAGGGUGAGUGAGCGUUCAAACUCUCGAAAAAUAUAUAAUAAUAUGUUGCACAUUGUGGAUUUUUGUUGUUGCAUUUAUUCAAUUGUGUAUUUCGCCUAUUUGUUACUUACAAUUAGCAUAGAGAUUAACGAAAACUAUUGUUACUGAAUUCAUAGCCUUAACCUUAAUACAAAUAUAAAUAACCUUAUUAAGCAGUUUAGCUUUAAUAUGGGAUGAUAGUCUUGAUAGGUGAAAUUAUGCGUCAACUUUUAAUAAAUUCUGCCUCAAAGGACAAAAAGUGUAUCAAUAGAGUAGCCAUUUUCGACCAGUUAUCUACUUAAUGUAGCACGUGGUUAACUUCCCAUUUUUGUCCAAUAGAGAGCGUUAGUAAUGGCGUCGUUUUGUAGGCACUAAACUCUGCCAUGGUUCGUUGGACAAAGCCUAUGGGAAAAUGAAUGGUGUUUUUGUAAUGUUUUUGGAUAAACGCCUAAAAUAAGGUCUGUGGUAAACACAGGCUUAGGAGAUCUUAUACGUUUUGUUCUAUGAGAUAAUCUUCAUCAGCUAAUGUCACUUUUAGAAUUUUGAAGCAUUUAUGGAAUUUAAUAAAGCACAUAAAGGCUUCAUAAUUCAUAAAAAUCAUUUUAACAGACUGAUAUUUUUAUGUCAUAGAACAAAACGUAUAAGAUCUAAGCCUAUGUUAACCUCAGACCUUAUUUUCAGCGUUAAUCCCAAAACCCUAUUCUUUCCCCAUUCAUUUUCUCCAUAGAAAUGGCUGAAUGAACCAGAGGUAACAUAUUUCUGGGUUUUAGGACUACAAGCUGUUGAGCUCUAUGUGCAACAUCAUUGCAACAUGGUAACAAAAUAUCAAGUUCAUGUGGAUGUAAUAUUGCUCUGUCCCUCUGUUAGGUUCAAAUACAUUUUUGCAAACCAUGACUGGCUCAAGGCCACCUAUUUUCCCUUCCCACCGUGGCCAUCUGACCAAAUAAUUGAAACCUUGUGACCAUAGAUAUUCUGCUUUGGAGAGCCUUUCUUUGUAGUUGGCCCUAUUAUCCAAAUAGCAACAUGGCUGUCUUUAACUUGUGCACACUGGAUUAUCAGUUGAAUACUGGCUAUUAUAAUCAACUUUCUGGUUCAAACAAAGUAUAGGCAUUUUUUUUAUCAACCUCAGGUUAUCAGGUUACAGUCAGCCUGAAUGGACACUGUAACCUACAGUAUACACCAAUCGUGUGUGUGCCUGUGUGUGUGCAUUCCUUGUUUGUGUGUAACUUACUAUUUUGUAUUUCACCCCAUUCAUUGCCUAAUGGACAUCAAAUGCAUCAUCAUCAGAGCUGUACUCUAGUGUACUGAGCGACUCUAGUGUACUGAGCGAUGGUGCAGGGGAAUGGGGUAAGACCUCAUAUAUUCAGAUGAGUGGGUUAUGCCCAGUGGGUUUUAGGUGCAUCUGCAACCUGAAGGUGAAAGGCCUUUGAUCUGUAGACUAGACUACUUCCCCUGUUAUUACAGUAGUUGCAGUAUUUUGGGCCCACAUUGGAACAGUAAACAUCUGCAGCAUCAAUUGCAUAUGUAUUAUACUUUCAAGAUUGUAAUAGCAUGUGCCAAUAAAUAGAAUGGAUUGGAUUUAUAUCCAUUAAUUUGUCUUGAUGCAGCACAAUUGAACCAGAAAAUAGGCCAAUGUCUUCUUGAUAUGUUUCCUGGCCCCAUAGAUAGAUAGACUCCCAUUUUAGAAUACUCCAGUUCUCUUGCAGUCAGUUGCAUGCUGUGUUUGAGCUGAAUGUUUUAGGUCUUGUGGUGUUUCCAAUUAGUAAAUGUUCCCUGUACGCAUAGAACCUCUGUAAAUGAAUUGCCUAACCAGGGUCAACUUCAUCAGGCAAAGCAUGAAACACCAAUGAUUUAAAACAUUUUUUCAUCUGUGUAUGUGAUAGAAAUGUUUUGGGGCAUUUGUUUUACAGCAUUUCUUCUCUGGGUAUGAACAUGUUUUAACCAUAGACUAUAUGUUUAGAACAUGUGACCUCCCUUGACAAAGUAGCAUAGGCCUAUCUAUCUUAUCAAUUAUUACUAAUUUCAUUAAAGGAAUAUAAUCUUUCCCCCUUGUUUCUGCUACCAAAUGAAGAGAGAGGACAAGGACAUCUCAGGACAGGUAUGCUGCUUCUCUGUUUACCUGACUGCCCUUCACAGAAAUGUUCAAGUGAUGUGGAGGAAUGCAGUAUCCCUGAUUCAUGUUUUAAAUCUGUCUCUUUAUUGUGAAUGAAUGAAUGACUGCACUCACUUUCACCACACUUUGGCCCCUGGGUUGUAGAGUAAAACCAUGAUGCCUUUGAGAACCUAGCAUGUGAAAAAGAGAGUGUAUUUCUCCAGCUCUGGCCCCUGUGCUGCUGAAUAUGAUGAGUGUGAGUUGGGUGAGGAUGAGUUGUCACACCACAGUCACUUUCACCACACUUUGGCCCCUCCACCAAUUGUAUAAAAACACCCCUGACAGUGUUAAUUCACCUGAUGAGUUUGAGAGCAACCAUUAGAUGAAGUUGCAGUCAAAGGACUAUCUGAAAUGGUAUCUUUGAUUUAGCUAGCUAUCGCACUGCUUAAUUCUGCUGUGGCUGAGGUGAAGGACUUUGGUAAAUCUAGUUGGAUAAUCCCAGGGGAAAAUCCCACUGAUUACUACAGCCAGGCCAGAAAUGAUGUAACAGGCCAAGAUGACGGCCUAAAAUGGAAGCAAAAAUGGGAACCAAUUUCCAGAGAACUUAAUAUGUUUAUUUACUAAAUGAUAAAAUUUUUUUACCAUGGUUAUGAGGGAUCUCAUUAUUGGUAAGGGGACUGGGGAUAAUUUCCAGUAACAUUUCCAGUUGUGUUUGCUGUCUGCUGAGUCUGACACACUUCGUUAAGCUUACAGGAUUUGUUUCCUCAGUCAUUACAGAAUGCAGGUCAUUUUACUGCAUGAGUCAACUCGUAGUAUGCGCUCCAGCAGGUAUAUCUCACUGGUCAUCCCCCAAAGCCAACACCUCCUUUGGCCGCCACUCCUUCCAGUUCUCUGCUGCUAAUGACUGGAACGAACUGCAAAAAUCUCUGAAGCUGGAGACUCUUAUCUCCCUCACUAACUUUAAGCAUCAGUUGUCAGAGCAGCUUACCGAUCACUGCACCUGUACACAGCCCAUCUGUAAUUAGCCCACCCAACUACCUCAUCCCCAUAUUGUUAUUUAUUUUGCUCAUUUGCACCCCAGUAUCUCUAUUUGCACAUCAUCUUCUACACAUCUAUCACUCCAGUGUUAAUACUAAUUGUAAUUAUUUUGCACUAUGGCCUAUUUAUUGCCUUACCUCCAUAACUUGCUACAUUUGCACACACUGUAUAUAUAUUUUCUGUUGUAUUUUUGACUUCAUGUUUUGUUUUACCCCAUAUGUAACUCUGUGUUGUUGUUUUUUAUCGCACUGCUUUGCUUUAUCUUGGCCAGGUCGCAGUUGUAAUUGAUUAGGUUAAUCUCAGGUCUCCAGGCAGAGGACUGAUUUCGUGUGAACAACACAAGGCUAGCUGUCAAUGCUAACUACAGUGUCUGUGGAUAAGGGUUGUAGAGUAAAACCAUGAUGCCUUUGAGAACCUAGCAUGUGAAAAAGAGAGAGUGUAUUUCUCCAGCUCUGGCCCCUGUGCUGCUGAAUAUGAUGAGUGUGAGUUGGGUGAGGAUGAGUUGUCACACCACAGUCACUGAGCUGCGGGGCUCCUACUUUCAGGACAACGUUGUGGGCGAGACUCGGCAAACGCCUCAGACAACCCAAACAUGCUGACCCGGACUGGGAAUGUGACAAUGCCGGUUUUGGAUGGGGCUGCAGAGCUCUGAAAUAGAUUCCCAAACCAGAGAGAGAAAACAGGGACAGAUGUCCUUUAAGAGUUCAUGUAGUGUUGCUGAACCCGUACUGAUUGUGACGUGGUUCUGUGUUUACUCCUUGGCCAGAGUCUCUCUCUCUCUCUCCCUCAUCCAUGUAUGUGAUGGUCAAUUGAAUCAGACUGCGGCGUGGGAGGGGGCAGGGCCGGGGUGAGGUUUAGAGUCAUGUAGUGCACCAGUAAUGUGAUGUUCAGGUGACAGGUUGCCAUGAAAUCAAGAGGCAAGUCACGAGCCCAUCAACCCACUCUUAAUCAAGCGUGCAUGAUUUCCUGUUAAUGCUCUUUGAUAUUGAUUACCAUAUAGAUUUUUUAAUGAACCUGAGCCAAUGUUAAUGUAUCUAGGGUAGGGACAUCUUUCAGGGCCCCGGGAACAAUGCUGAUGGAUGGAACCUCACAUUGGCAACACAAACAACAUAACUUUUGUACCAGUGUGUGGAUACUGUCUAUGGUCCUCUAAGGUAAAGACAGGGAUUGUUUGCGGAUUUAAAAUGAGUCAGCCCUGUGUUGAAGGAUUUAAGUGUCUUAAGGACAACAAAAGGAUUCAAUCAAUGAUAAUGAUUAGGUUUGCUUGUCUGCAUGGGAAGUUGCUAAGCAACGUACUCUUACCCCAUCACAGUGAAACAUAGAAACAGUUGUUCAAACUGAAAUUGUCCCAUUCUAGAGAAAUAGGAUAAAGUCGUAGAGAAAUCAAACAUUUUACAUUUGAGUCAUUUAGCAGACGCUCUUAUCCAGAGCGAUUUGCAAUUAGUGCAUUCAUCUUAAGAUAGCCAGGUGAGACAAUAACAUAUCACAGUCGUAGAAAGUACAUUUCUCCUCCACAAAGUAUUGAUCAGCAAAGUCAGUGCUAGUAGGAAAAGACAAGUGCAGGUUAUUAUUAUUAUAUAUAUAUUUUGUAUGAUCAAAUAACCAAGAGAAUGCUAUGGGGAGAGAGACUGGUUGUUAUACUCUUAAAUACAUAUACUAUUAGAGGCACUGAGGCCAGGCAAGAUGACAAUAGAGAAGAGAGUGAUGCAGUAGAAGAGUACUAGAAUGUAUACUGUGUACAUAGUGUGGCUCCAAGCAAAGGGAUCCGCUCCAAAGGCUUCUGAUGAGAAAGUGAUUGGGUUAUGUGGCAAAACUGCAUCACAAGCUCUGUGCCACGCCACUCCAAUCAUCUGCUGAUGAGGCCUCAAAGAUCCUCUUUGUCUGGACAAAAACAUCCCCUAGCUACGGUCAUCUUAGGGCACUGGUCGCUGCUCAAUAACAUCUCUUAGGUUUAGAUGUCAUGUUAUAUUUAAGAAAUAAGGCCCGAGGGGGUGUGGUAUAUGGCAAAUAUACCCGUACUGUUCUUAUGCACGACGCAACGCGGAGUGCCUGGAUACAGCCCUUAGCCGUGGUAUAUUGGCCAUAUACCACAAACCCCAGAGGUGCCUUAUUGCUAUUAUAAACUGGUUACACAUGUAAUUAGAACAGUAAAAAUAAAUGUUUUGUAAUACCCAUGGUAUAUGGUCUAAUAUACCACGGCUGUCAGCCAAUCAGCAUUCAGUGCUCGAACCACCCAGUUUAUAAUAUGUUAUUAUGUCCUGGCUUUAUGUUGCUGGUGAUUGAAAUAGUAUCAAAAGCUCAGAGCCUUUCACCCUAAGUCCUUGGGAUUUCUAUUCUGUUUACAUUCCCAGGUGUAUUACUGUAGCCUAGUAUAGAAUUUAAAGCCAGGGUCUUUUAACUGUACUUAUAUUAUGCAGUGAUAAGAGAGUAAUGGUUGUAGGGACAGACAUUGAAGUUGCACAAAAUUAGGUCGAAAUUGGGUAAAGCUAUACUCCCAAUUUGAGUUCAGAUUCACUUUAUUAAUGGCUGAUCUAAUCUGCUGAGGGUACACCAUGCCGGGGCUUUGGCCAUUACUUCAUCCGUCUGUGCAUCAGACAUUUCUGAGCAGGGCUGCAGAUAUUGAUCAAACACUCAGUGCUUCACAUACCAGGAAGUUGUUUGUCUGGUUUAGCUUUUAUUGUAACUGGAAACACACGCAUGCACGCAAACGCACACAUAUUGUCAUGCAGUUAGAUCACUAUUAGGUUCCAGAAACCAUUGAAAUAAACAACAAGCAAUAGAUUUGUGCUCCUAUUUACACAUUGAUUCAUGUUAGUUAGAACUAUUGACCUUUUUAGUAGAGAUAGAUAAGAAACAACAUACUGGACAGUUACUCUAAUAGAUAACUGGUGGCCUUAUGGAAGGGGAUAAGCAUGACUUUUCUCUAGACUAUCCAGAACAUAUCUUAACUUGACAUGUCUAAAAAUAAACCUAGGAUUGGAAAUGGAAGCUCUAAUGUAGAUAAUUACAGUCAGUGACUCUAAAGGUGGUUGUUAAACGUAUGGUGAGGUCAUGCUGGGAAUAUUGCCAUUGUCACGGUGAUGGAGGGUGGUAUUCAGGUUAAUUCUGGCUGUACUGUGGCCAUGUUACUAUGGCAACAGAUGGGUGGGUCUGCCUUGCUGUAGCCUGAUCAUCUCUUCGAGUUAGACCAUUUGACCGCAGGGUGCUUGAGUUUAUUUGUUAUUUGCAAAAACAUACUUUAUGUGAUUGUCUCUCCACUAUACACAGAGUGUACAAAACAUUAGGAACGCCUCCUCUUUCCAUGACAUAGACUGACCAGGUGAUUCCAGGUGAAAGCUUUGAUCCCUUAUUGAUGUCACUUGUUAAAUACACUUCAAUCAGUGUCAAUGGAGGGGAGGAGACCGGUUAAAGAAGGAUUUGUAAGCCUUGAGACAAUUGAGACAUGGAUUGUGUAUGCGCCAUUCAGAGGGUGAAUGGGCAAGACAAAAGAUUUAAGUGCCUUUGAACGGGGUAUGGUAGUAGGUGCCAGGCAUACCGGUUUGAAUGUGUCAAGAACUGCAAAGCUGCUGGGUUUUUCACACUCAACAGUUUCCCGUGUGUAUCAAGAAUGGUCCACCACCCAAACGACACCCAGCCAACAUGACACAACUGUGGGAAGCAUUGGAGUCAACAUGGGCCAGCAUCCCUGUGGAAUGCUUUCGACACCAUGCCCCAAUGAAUUUAGGCUUUUCUGAGGGCAAAAGAGGGUGCAACUCAAUAUUAGGAAAAUGUUUUGUACAUUCAGUGUAUGUAAGUCUGAAGUGUCCUAACUUUUGGGCUUUAUUUAGUGUUUAAUCAUCCAUCUCUCCUCAGGUCUGCUGGACCCAGAGCCUUUAACAGAAGUAGAUGAAGAAAUGGUGUCAGAAGUGGACCUCCAAAACACUGUGACCGAUGAGGAGAGGGAGGAAAUAUUGAGUGAACUCACUAAGGUAGUCCCUCUCGUCAGCACUUUUUACUGCUCUGUUUUUCAAUGUUUAGCUUGGUAUGUUGAUGGAGUUGGAUUCAGGAAAGCUCUAUCUUGGAGAUAGAUACAUUCUGUUCAUCCAUAGAGGUGAGAGAUGGUUAAGAAGUUGGUACACUGAUCUAUCUCACAUAGGCAAACUGUGUUGGACCAUGGGAGAGAGAUAUUAACUGGAAAAUAGGAGCGGAAGUAGAGGGCAUUGUGAGUUAUGUAAAUCUUGGCAGCUCUAUCGGCAGAGCUCUUUUGCAUAUUAUGAUUCAGCAUCAUUUGGGUUUACAGUUGUUUCCUCUGGUGUUGACCUCAGGCCAAAUACACUAUACUGUGUUAUAAGGAAGAGCCAGUGUUCUGUACUUCAGUUCCCUCAGUUUAUCACUAUAUUAUUAUUAUUAUUAUUAUUAUUAUUAUAGUUCUAUUACCAACACGUCUGUAACUGUAAGUACCUUUUGUAGCCAUUUGUAGCAUAUUAGGCUACAUCUAAGAAAUAUUCCUAAAUUCCAAAAUGAAUUCUCUAUACAGCAAAUAAGGUAACACAUGGAGACUUAAGCCCAAAGGGAAAUUUGCAUCACUCUCUUACUCAUUUUCUCUUAUGUCUUUAGUUCUCGCUCUUUCUUUUCUCUCUUUCUCUGUUUAUCCCUCUAGUUAGAGGAAGAAAUCUCCACCCUGAGGCAAGUGUUGGCCUCCAAAGAGAAUCUUCACUCAGAGCUCAAAGCCAAACUGGGUAUAACACCACUCAGUGAGCUCAAACAGAACUUCAACAGGAGCUGGUAUGACAUGCAGACUUCCACCGCGUAAGUACCCAACAUAGUUCAGUGUGUGUAUUACGCUUGAGUGGUAUGUAUCAAAUAUGUUGUUACAUGCCGAUGUGCAUGGAGCCAGGGGGAAGGGGAAUCUAAACUAGACUCCUAUUGUUGCCAUUCAAAGGCUGUCUCAGAGAAAGUGCAUAAGUUUGGCAUUUGGGAAGGAAAGGGAGAAAUAACACUCACGCCCUCAAGAUGUUUUGCUCCUGUCACCAGAGAUUGCCUUUAUGGGCAUCACAGAGUGAUGAAUGUAUGGAUCCGGUCUGUUCAGGCUCAUUGAGGCAGACAAUGACAGGGAGCAAGCAGCCUAUUAGUGCUGUGACAUCUAAAGCAGCACAGUGCUGCCUGACUGUCCACUGGAGCAGCCAGUCAAAACAAACAGCAGCUUCAGGCUCUCUCUCUCUUUUAUACUCUGAUAAAAAAUAAUGUGUAUCAGGCUAGAGGAACAGUUCUGACUGGGAAAUACCCUGAAUUAUAUAUUAAGGGGAAUGCUGAUUUGUUUUGCAGAGCUCAUAUAGGUCAGUACUGUAUAUAUAGCCAUUUACAGUGAACAGCUAUACCGUAGGCCUAAAUUUCAGUCCUCCAUCUCUGCCUGUGUCUCCAUUGUAGCCUUGUAUGUCCCUGGUUAUUCAGUUACCAGAGUCACGCUUUAACUAGGCGCUCAAAUAGGCAGAGCACCCCUCUCAAAUCACCAUUACCAUGGUGAAGGGGAACUGCAAACCGCUAGGGCCAAGCAGAUCUGGUGGUGCUGAGGGAUCAUUGGCUGGAGGGAGAGGAGAGGAAUGGACCUCCACUGUGUAAAUGCCACAACACACCUCCUCAAUCUCCAGUCUCAACACCAAUGCAAAACAAAGGCAACAGGACCAAGUGUAAAGGAGCUCAACAACAACAACAUCAUAACGGCUGAGCUGUAUCUAUUGUUAGUGUGGUUUGUUGUUGGCGUCAGUUGAUGUUGAUGUUAGGUGACAAUAUUUAUCUUUCUCUCUCAGGCUUCUUCUCUCUUUUCUUUUAUUUUCUCUAUUCUCUCUCGCUCUCUCACUCUCACUCUCUCUCUCUCUCUCUCUCUCUCUCUCUCAGGUCUUUCUCACUCCAGGCGCCACACUAAUUAGACUAAGUACUAAGUGAGCUGGAGGACCACAUUUUUCUCAUAAUUACCUCCCACAGCAAAGCGUUAGCCAGAUUAACGCAUUGCACUUAAUGCAUCUCACAAAUGCAGUUAGCUCUUUGUCUUGAAAUAGCAGGACUUAAAUCCGAUAAGGUGAUGGCAUGGGCUGGUGCUCAUGGAACUACAGGAGUUUCUUAGGUUUCCAUGCAGUCUGUGUCUAAUGCACUAAGCGGUAAUCAGGCUCUAGGGGAUGAGGAUCUGAGAGGUUGGAAGCCAGGCAGGCUGUAGACUAGCAGGCUUUUAGAACUAGAAAACAAAGAGGAAAAUCAAUGGCUUCCCUUUGUAGGCCAGCGCCCUAACAGUGGUAUAAGCUGUACAAAUAAUCAAAGCGAUGCUCUCCUCUGUUUCCCAGAGAUUCUGCAGCAUCAAUAGGAGAUAAAACACUGAGUCUUUGUUAUCUGUGCCAUGCUCCCCUCAUCAUGUUUUUAUAGAUGUAUGAAUCCCUGGCUGAUUGUGAUACUGAGCUGGAGUAUCAGUUACAACCUGGCUCCGACUCUGACUAUGAAACUAAUCUGUGUGUGUGGAGUGAACAGUGCUCUGGACAUGGGACAGGAAGAGAACAGGAGUGGCUGGCCUGUGGUAUCCUUUCCUGUGGUAUCCUGUCCUGUGGUAUUAUUUUCUGUGGUAUCCUGUCCUGUGGGAUCCUGUCCUGUGUCUGGUUUGAUAAUCACUGUCUUGUCUUAUCAUUUGGCCAGGUACAAAAAGACGUCGGAGACGUUGAGCACAGCAGGGCAGAAGACGUCAGCAGCUUUCACCACAUUGGGAACAGCCAUCAGCAGGAAGUUUGGGGAUAUGAGGUACGGUGUCUCUGGUGCCUAUAGCAACCACACAACAACAUCAAAAUAUUUAAUAUCCAAUCAACUGAAGCCUUAUGCCACAACUACAUAUUUUAGCCUACAGCUAUUGAGACAGAAUACAGGGGGCCUCCAGUCAGAAUGACCAUGCUCCUCCCUCAUCUCAAUUCUAUGCAGCCAGUCUGUCGUGUGCCCAAUCCUGACUGUUGCUAGGGUUGACCCAGACAGUCUGUUACAGGGGGCAUGUUUGUGUUGCAUAAGCCCAGAGUAAGCAGCUUUCUACAGGCCAGAUUGGAUGCAGGCCUGAGUGGGGAGUGGGGAGUGGGGGGGGGGGGGGGGGGGGGGGGGGUCUGAAUUGUGUUACCCUGACUGUGCAGGGUAACACAAUGGAGAUCCAUUGCUGGCCAGUAUGGUAGCUUUGCAGGGACACACUCAGCCACAGGGGAGCUAUCAUAUCAUAGACAGCUGGCCCUGGUGUCACUGGUAAUGCAAUACUCAGACUAGCCAUGACAAAGAAAAACUGGGAUUUACUGUUAUCCCUGUCCAUGUCGUUUAGUGUGUGUUGUAGGGGUGUCUUUGUUUUGUUCUUUUAACGUCGUCGUAAUUAUUGCAUGAUAAUAACAAAAUACUCACCACCGCAGGUUUUUAAUAGUGUAUUAACCAACCAUUGUUAUGUAUAAAAUCAUGUUGAAUAAUAAUCCAGAGAGACAAAUAGACAUUCCUUUAUGUAUUCCAGCAUGUUUGGCCUUGAGUUAAUGUAUCCCAGAAGGUAUGCCCCCUAGUGUGCAUGUGUGUGUGCAUGCAAAUGAGUUUGUCCCUGUGUGUCCCUGUGUGGACCUUUCGUGUAAAUUGAAAAUACAGUACAACACGUUCUUUUCAUAAACCCUGUUCACUAUGUUGCCCAGUGAAAUGUAAAAAAGGUGUGCCCUGACUUGCAUUGGGUUUGAAAUAUGCUAAACCAAAUAUUUAGCUAUGAGGAACCAUGGAGAGCAAGGUACAGUAUGUUGCCUGGGGUGAUGUUUACUUGGGUGACUCCCUUGCACUACAGACUAUAGGUUGUUCUAAAUAGUUGCAACCCAAACAUUUGCAUUCUAAUGCAUAGUGUAUACAGUACUGUAAGGAUACAGUAUAUGGCAUGAUCACCAGAGCUUUGAUGAUUGUAUCACGACUCAGGAUAUGACCCAGAUGCAGACACAGGAGACGGAUAGUACAGUUCUCAAUAAUAAUUUAUUAGAACACGGGGCAGGCAAAGGGCAAGUCGAGGACAGGCAGAGGUUCGUAAUCAGGUCAGAGUCAGGCAGGUACAGGACAGCAGGCAGAAUGGUCAGAACCGGGGAAACUAGGACAUAAACACUUGAGAAACAAGUAAGACCUGACAAGACGAACUGGCAACAGACAAACAGAGGACACAGGUAUAAAUGCACAGGGGAUAAUGGGCGACACCUGGAGGGGGGUGGAGAAAAGCACAAAGACAGGUGAAACCGAUCAGGGUGUGACAGAUUGAUUGGUUAACUGUGUGUGUGCACUGGAUCUUUGAAUUUGGCUUUUCUUGAAUAGAAGUUUAAUUAAACUCUUGCCGUGAUUCAGAAAUGAAGUAGCCUAAUGUAAAGUAUUGGUAGGACACUGGAUACUGUCAGGAUAAAUGUCUUAAAAUGUUUGUUUCUUCAUCUCUUUCUAUGCAUCAAAAGAUCAAAUUCACUUGGGUAAGAUAUUGUGUUUUAGUGUUGUCAGUAGUAUUCUACUUCUGAUUUAGAGUCUGAUAUACGUGUUUGCAGUGACUGCACUGAAACUAGUCAGAAGACGAACAAAGGCCAUUGCUUACGUAAAUAUGAGAGUAAUUAAGAUAUAAUGGUAAGAAGAUGACUACCAACUGAAUGGGAUCGAUUCCAGGAAUCACCUGAUUUGAUUAGUCAGACAGACCGUUAGUUCCAGUGCAGUCACAUUAUAACCUACAGUGGAUGUAUAUACCUUAUAGUGAACUCCUCAGAUCUGUAGCAAACUGACCAGUAGGCAUGCAUGACUUUGACUGCUGUUGACCAUAGCAUGUUUUACUUGUGGGUAGUUCAGUAUAGUUACAUUGUAGAUAAUUUUUCUUUCUCUUUUGUACCUUGUGUAGAUGUAGCUCUGUAGAAGUUGUUAGUCAUAGAAAUAUUAAUGAGUCAUCACUUAGAUGAUACGGCAUGAUGAAGUUGUCUAAGAAAAUAUAUAUUACAGUAUAAGCCAUUAGAUUCCUCUAAAAUAUAUAUAUAUUUUUUUUUUUUAGGCAAUCAGAUGAUGGGUAAAUCUACAUUAUAGAAAUGGCUAGAAAGUUGCCCUGCUGAAUUACUGUAGACUAGAGGGAGUGCUUGCUGAGCCUGUACGUGUGGAUGCGUGUGUGCUCUGUGAUUUCUGCUUUCUGUAAAUCCAUGUUAAUGAUUUAACUCCUCUCUUACCUGGGACAGCUACUCUAUCCGCCACUCAAUGAGCAUGCCUGUUAUGAGGUAAUUGUGUGUAGCCUACUUUGUGUGUAGUGAUAGUUCAUCCUCCACUAGAUCCCCAUCCUUAGCCACCCACCCAUUCUUGUUGUCUUCAGGCUGAGUGUUUGUAAGCAUUGUGAGGAGAAUUGGUAUUGGUUCAGAAUUUAUAGGUGAAACAGGCUUGCAUUGUAACAUUGGCAUAUCCGGCAGCAAUCAUCAGGACAAGAUGAAUACAUUUCUAGCUAUCUGACCUGUUUAUCAAAAGAUAAACGUGUGGAAUCGUAAUACUAGAAAAAGUGACCUUUCUAUAACACUGAGCAUACAGGACUUCUCAGUGUUUUGUUAACAGAGCACUGUAAAUACAGGCAGCUUUAACAGAGCACUGUAAAUACAGGCAGGUCUCCCGAGUGGCGCAGCGGUCUAAGGCACUUCAUCUCAGUGCUUGAGGCAUCACUACAGAUCCCCUGGUUCGAUUCCAGGCUGUAUCACAACCGGCCGUGAUUGGGAUUCCCAUAGGGCGGCGCACAAUUGGCCCAGCGUCGUCCGGGUUUGGCCGGUGUAGGCCGUCAUUGUAAAUAAGAAUUUGUUCUUAACUGACUUGCCUAGUUAAAUAAAGGUAAAAUAAAUAAAUAAACAGGCAGCUUUAUUAGGUGUACACAAAAAUACAGGUACAGACAGGCCUCCCGAGUGGCGCAGCGGUCUAAGGCACUGCAGUGCUUGAGGCGUCACUACAGAUCCGGGUUCGAUCCUGGGCUGUGUCGCAGCCGGCUGCGACCGGGAGACCCAUGAGGCGAUGCACAAUUGGCCCAGCGUCGUCCGGGUUAGGGGAGGGUUUGGCCGGCUGGGAUGUCCUUGUCCCAUUGCGCUCUAGCGACUCCUGGGCGGGCUGGGCGCAUGCACGCUGACAAGGUCGCCAGUUAUACGGUGUUUCCUCCGACACAUUGGUGCGGCAGUGUGUCAAGAAGCAGUGCGGCUUGGCAGGGUCGUGUUUCGGAGGACGCAUGGCUCUCGACCUUCGCCUCUCCCGAGUCCGUACGGUAGGUGCAGCGAUGGGACAAGACUAACUACCAAUUGGAUCUCAUGAAAUUGGGGAGAAAAAGGGGUACAAAUAAUAAUAAUUUAAAAAUCCAGGUGGCUCAGAUAGAUAUAAAGAUAAGUGUUAUAUACUAAAGUAAUGGUAUUGUGUGAAACUGAACUGACUUUCAUCCCAUUAGGAACUCGCCCAGUUUCAAGUCCUUCGAGGAGAAGGUUGAAAGCACCGUUUCCAACAUAAAGGUAAUGUGAAACACAACACGUCAGAGCAAUGACACAGAGCUAUGAGAGAGAUUUACAUAAUGUUGAAGUAAGCCUAGGGAUUCAAUCCGAGCGUGCUUUGUCCACAAUGCGCGUAUUAAAGGCAAUGUUCCCGGGUUUGCUGAGGACACAUUCAUGGUAAAUGCUGCAUAUCUCGCCUCAAUCUGAAUUUAUCUUUAAAUGGCGCCAUUGCGGACAAAGCACAAUCGGAUUGAUUCCCGGCCUAAGUAAAGUCAACAUAAGGGAGUAAGCAUUAUGGAGGUCUUUCUUGUUAACUCCUUUCUUUUAAAGCUUCACUUCCUUUAGCUCAGGAAAACUUUUGGCUAUUUUUACAGCUCAGCUAAUUGAGGUUAAACACUACUCUCAGGAGAACAAUUGCUACACCGUGAAUGUGAGCAUUUGAGCCUGAUGUCGUAAUCUCUGGUGUUCUAACAACCCUGUUGAAAGUUCAAAUGGAUUCUCGACAAUAGCCUAUUUUAAAAUGUUGGUUUGUUUGUGUGCAUUUCUGUGUUUGUUUUUGGAUUUGGAGCAGACCAAGGUAGGAAGCCAAGGAGGUGGAGGGAGUUUUGAGGAGGUGUUGUCUUCAGCCGCCCAUGCCAGUGCCCAAGAAACCCCCAGCAACAACCUGUCUGAGAGCAGUGAUCAUGAGAGGACCUGCUAGACCAGAGCCUGAAACAGACCUCCCCAGACCAGGAUUAGCACUCUACUGCCCCUCACUGGCCCAGAGGCCACAUUACAUUACCUGAUAAGGAGAGCAUGACAUAUAGUAGGGCUAUCUAUCCAAAGCCCCAUCAAGUACCAACAAAUGUGUAUUAUCUAACCGUUUCCAACUGUUUCCAAUCCGUAAAACACUCCUGUCCUUGAUAUUUUAUUACUAUGAAUACAGCUAUUACCUUUUUGUAUUUAAAGAAAAAUAAAUGUUCUGUUUAUAUCAAUGUAUUUGAUAAACAAAAAGUAGUGAAUACUUUCUUCCCAAUACUAAAACAACAUUUUCAUGAUGACACCUACUUUCCAAGAGUGGACAGUCACAUAAUACUAUUGGAGGAGGAAAUUGUAUUUGAUACUAAUACUUGAAAUUGCAAGUGCUGGAUUUGUAGGCCUAUACCGCACUGUAAAUGGGGCCCAAAGUAAGGCCAUGUGCUGAAAAUCUACUGAAUACACUGUCAUCCCAAUGAAUCGCACUCAUAACUUAUUCUUAUAAGUCACAGCUGUCAGGCAGUGUAGAUGCUUUGACACUUUGGGAUGAAAUGUCUAUUUUUAAAUGUGGUUAUUUCUUCUGUUUAUUACUGCUAAUCUAAAAUCAUGGACCAAACAGCUGGUUUUCUAUUUACAGAAUUAACUUCGGUCAUAUGAUUUUCUCCUCGUGUUUAUUGUUUAAAUUGUUUUUUUCUUGGUUGCUGUGGUUUUUAACUUAGUUGUGACAAGACGUUCAUCGGACAUUUAGGUGAUAAUGUUUUCAGACAUUUUGUGACAAAGUUGUGUCAACAGCCGAGUUGCCCUCUCCUGAAUGUGACUGUUGUAAUACCCAAAGGUAAUAACAGUUGUUGUAGUCUGUUCAGUCCUGUA